CAGCACUAAGAUACUAACAUGGCAUCUCAUCCACUCUCAUUUUUUUUCAACCCGAAUCAAAUAUCCUCCAAUGGAAACCCCAUCAAUACAGCUGUAAGAAUUCCUGCCGAUGUCUUCUUAGCCCAGAAAACCAGCCCGAACCUCCAAGAAACCCAACAAUUACACGCCCAAUUGAUUGUUUCUGGCCUUCUCAAUCGCCACCCAACCGCCACCAAAAAACUCAUCGAGUCCUAUGGUCUAAUACCCCAUAUCCCCUAUGCCUCAUCUGUUUUCAAAUCAUUUAAUUCACCAAACAUCUUCAUGUACAACACCAUGAUUAGAUGCUUAAUACUGGGUAACCAUCCAUUUCAUUCAAUUAUACUCUAUCAAGGAAUGUUAUCAGAUGGCGUAGUUCCUGAUAAUCACACUUACACGUUUGUUCUCAAGGCCUGCUCUAAGACUAGUUCACUCUUUGAAGGUAAACAAGUGCAUUGUCAGAUAAUCAAGGCUGGACGGAAACCGUCACCUGCAACUACUCACAUACACAGCUCUCUGAUUCACAUGUAUGCGAAUGCUAAUGAUUUGUGUUCGGCAGAGGUUGUUCUGCUGGAAUUCUCUGAGUGUAAUAGGAAUGAGAAUACGCUUGUUAUGAAUUCAAUGCUAACGGGUUACAUGAGAAAUGGUUGUGUGGAGAAUGCCAGGCAAGUGUUCGAGAGAAUGUCUGUGAAGGAUGAUGCUUCUUGGAGUGCAAUGAUAUCUGGGUUUGCUCAGAAUGGUAUGAAUGUGGAGGCAUUGAGUGUCUUUCGGGAGAUGAUUGUGUCCGGUGCGCCACCACCAAAUGAAUCCGCACUGGUUAGCUCUCUAUCUGCCUGUGCGCAGUUGGGGGCAUUGGACCAAGGGAGAUGGAUACAUGCGUAUGUCAAACGGUUUGGAAUUAAGCUUAGUGUCAGGUUGUGUACUGCUCUGGUUGACAUGUAUACCAAGUGUGGCAGCAUUGAUAGUGGUUACCAAGUCUUCGAGAAAAUGCGCAGAAGAGAUGUUGUUGCAUGGGGAGUCAUGAUUUCUGGUUUUGCCAUGCAUGGGAGAGCUGAAGAAUGUUUCAAGCUUUUUGACGAGAUGGUUGCUGAGGGUAUCUAUCCUAAUGCAAUCAUUUUUGUUGCCAUAUUAUCAGCUUGCUCCCAUGCUGGAUGUGUGGAAGCAGGGUGUUAUUAUUUUGAUCGUCUGUCACGAGAAUUUGGGAUCAAACCUUCGAUUGAGCAUUAUGGAUGUAUGGUAGAUCUGUUAGGGCGAGCAGGGCGGUUGGCAGAAGCUGAAGAAGUGAUUGUCUCGAUGCCGGAGAAGCCGAAUGCAAUUAUAUGGGGUUCAUUGCUGGGUGCUUGCAGAACCCAUAAGGACUUGAGGAGAGGGGAACGUGUGUUCAGGCAAUUGAUUGAGCUGGAACCAAGGUCUGGUGACCGGUAUAAGCUGGCUGGACAAAUGUUUGCUGCCACUGGAGAGGAGGAGGAUGCAAUGAAGGUGAGGAAGUUGAUCAAGGGGAAAGAACUGCAAACCACACAAGGGUGUAGUUUCAUUGAAAUAGACGGGAGGGUGCAUGACUUUGUGGUGGGUGAUAUCAAUCACUGUGAGGCAAGACAGAUAUAUUUGAUGUUGGAGGAGUUGAAAAACAGAAUUGAGAAGGUUGAUUUCGUUGCAAGUGGGGUGGAAGUGGUGGAUUUGGAGGAGGAGAAAGAGGAGGCACAUUGAAUUGAGUAGACACAGUGAGGUUGGCCAUAGCUUAUGGUCUCCUAGGCAAAUAACUCCCCAAUAAGGGUGAUCAACAACUUGAGGGUAUGUGGGGGGGGGGGGGGGGUGUUUCACUUGGCCAUCAAAUUUAUAUCUAAGGAGUUCAAGAGGGAAAUUGUCCUUUGAGAUAGAAAUUGCUUCCAUGUGUUCACCAGUGGUGAGUGUUCAUGCAAGGAUUACUGGUAAUGGUAGGUAAUGCCCGUCUGAACGUUUAGUGUCCUAAUUCUCUCCUAAUGCCUGCUAGAAAAAUGGAAAAUAUGUGAAAUAUUUUACAAGAAAGUUUGUUUC
This is a messenger RNA of Telopea speciosissima, 2049 nucleotides long. RefSeq names its product pentatricopeptide repeat-containing protein At5g56310-like. Gene Ontology annotation, molecular function: protein binding; RNA binding. Gene Ontology annotation, biological process: RNA modification. The transcript has a single exon. Bases 19 to 1722 code for a protein of 567 amino acids. The record is from RefSeq and is a predicted model, not a curated record. NCBI's taxonomy places the organism in Eukaryota, Viridiplantae, Streptophyta, Magnoliopsida, Proteales, Proteaceae.